This is a messenger RNA of Suricata suricatta (meerkat), 747 nucleotides long. Its product is annotated as serine/threonine-protein kinase LMTK3-like. Gene Ontology annotation, molecular function: protein kinase activity. NCBI's taxonomy places the organism in Eukaryota, Metazoa, Chordata, Mammalia, Carnivora, Herpestidae. The transcript is spliced from 6 exons. The record is from RefSeq and is a predicted model, not a curated record. Gene Ontology annotation, biological process: protein phosphorylation. Bases 241 to 747 code for a protein of 168 amino acids.
CCCAGCUCCUCUCCUCUGUCCGCCUCUCCAUCCCUUCAUCUGUCUGUCCCUUCAAAGAGGGGGAGGGGGGUACCUGAGCCAGUAAGCAGCCCCUCCCUCCCCCUGUCCUGCGUCUCCUGCCCCUUUCCUGGGCCGGGGGGAGGCCAGGGUCGCGCGGGUCCCCAUGGCUGGGGGCUGAGGGCCCGCCCCCCCCUCCUCCCCAGCCGCCACCACCUCCACCUCCCUUCCAUCCUCGACAAGAUGCCUGCCCCCGGUGCCCUCAUCCUCCUCGCGGCCGUCUCCGCCUCCGGCUGCCUGGCGUCCCCGGCCCACCCCGAUGGAUUCGCCCUGGGCCGGGCCCCUCUGGCUCCUCCCUACGCCGUGGUCCUCAUUUCCUGCUCGGGCUUGCUGGCCUUCAUCUUUCUCCUUCUCACCUGUCUGUGUUGCAAACGGGGUGAUGUCGGCUUCAAGGAGUUUGAGAACCCUGAAGGGGAGGAUUGCUCUGGGGAGUACACUCCCCCUGCGGAGGAGACCUCCUCCUCACAGUCGCUGCCCGAUGUCUACAUUCUCCCGCUGGCUGAGGUCUCUCUGCCGAUGCCAGCCCCGCAGCCUUCACACUCAGGAGAGAUUUUCUCCGACUACACUCCAGCCCAGGUGGUGGUGAAGGAGCUCCGAGCCAGCGCGGGGCCCCUGGAGCAGCGCAAGUUCAUCUCGGAAGCACAGCCAUAUAGUGUACUGUUAGGUCUUGGAAAGCAGGCCCCUGUCUGA